GCGAGGACGAGCUAGAAGUGGUCGCGAUGGAUUUCUGGGUCAAGGUUCUGUUCAUUCUCAGCAUCUCGAUGUCCAUCAAAGUGGCAUAUUCGCAUCCCCGUGACUUGCAAAUCAGGCAUUAUCAACAGGACCACGGUGUCUGGCAGACCCAGUCCAACGAAUUCGGGCAUCACCCGGAGGAUGAAGAGAUCCACGAUCGUCACCAUGCUGUCCUCUUCGCUGCCACUCGCAGUGUCAAGAACGGUCCACCGAAAACAGGGGACGCUAUUGUCUUCGACCAGGUGCAGCUGAACCGAGAAGGAGGCUACGACCCCAACACCGGGAUCUUCACCUGCCCCGAAGAGGGCGUUUUCUUCUUCACCUUUUCCUUCCUGCCCGGGCUGGAAGAAGGCGACACCACCGUGGCCUUGGUGAAGAACGACGCCGUCCACGAGCGCCUCUACAGCAGUCUCCCGCCCGGCGCCACCCAGCUGUCCGAGCGUAGCUGCCUCUUACGGCUGGUGAAGGGAGAUCGGGUGUGGGUGAGCCUGGAAGAGGGCUCGGUGUUGAUGCAUCAGGCCUCCUUGUCCUUCCAGGGGUACCGCAUCUCCAGUUAAUUCUCUCCCCUUGCUUGGGUAGCAUUCCUUCCCCCUCCUUCUGUUCUAACUGACACGCUCUCUCCUUCCAGCUUCCGGUAUCUUUGCAGCCACCGUCUUCAACUGGAACCCCCACCACCCGGAACACGCGCUUGUGAAUUUUCUUCCUGCUCUACCAUUGCCCUGUGUUAUCAAUAAAGCACUCUGU
Molecule: messenger RNA, 783 nt
Organism: Mobula hypostoma (lesser devil ray)
Lineage: Eukaryota; Metazoa; Chordata; Chondrichthyes; Myliobatiformes; Myliobatidae
Product: complement C1q tumor necrosis factor-related protein 3-like
Exons: 4
Coding region: 27-596 (189 amino acids)
Molecular function (GO): protein binding
Source: RefSeq, a predicted model, not a curated record